CCUUGGGCAGUCAGAGUGACUUGGGGGAGGGGACAGAGAAGAUCCUUCUUUGUGUCCAUCCUGUGUUGGGCUCAGGCCCUCUCCAUGAGCCAGAAAAGCUGUGGGUUGGGAGAGCCUCAUGAGAGAAAGCCUUCCUCGCACACGGAGCAGCCCCCAGCAACCCACCAGCAGCUAAGCAGGAGCUUAGACCCCUCUGAGGAUGACAGGAGUCACCAAGCUACCCUACCCAGCCCUGGGUUUGUUUUGCCCCUUUUCAUUGACUAUGGUCUUGGAAGGGGCAGGGGGGCAGGAGGUGGUGGGUUCCAGCUCAGCUUUUCUGCCCAUCCUGGACCUGAAAUGCUGUUAGCUCAGACCCUUGGGUCCCUGGGGAAGUGGUCACUGUGCUCCCCCAAACCUAUCCCUAUGAUAAUGAGCCUUUGAGGUCUCUGUCUUGGGUCUGGGGUGCAGAGCACUGAGGCAGGAGAGACAGGAAGGGCAGGAACUGAAAGGAAAUUCAAAUGCACCUAUUUCUCUUAGAAAAGUGGCCCAGAAGACUUCCAAACAAUGAGUACACUGUAAAAACAAACAUCUUUCUCAAAACCCCUCAAAUGUAAUUGUGGAACCUCCUCCGGUUCCAAGUUCCCGGACUGUAGGAAGUCCAUCUGGGCUCUUGAAGGGCCAGGGACAAAGGGCUAGGUGCAGGCAAAGCUCUAAAGCAGAACUGAGGGUGAUCUGGUGGCGACAUCUGCUCCCAGCCCUGUUGAGGGGAGGGUGGCUGCCGCUCAUCUGCUGUCCAGCUUCUCAUCCUGUCCAGCUUCCCCAGCCCCAUCCUCAGUUGUGGGAUAGGACUCCACCCACUCUCCCCCAAGGCAGCCAGCACCAGAGCCCCAGGAGGAGCAUCUAGAGAGGGAUCUCGUUGGCUUCCUGGACGGAGCCCUGGGAGGAUUUUCACAAAGUACAGAAUUUCAGACACAGACUGCCAGAGUUUGAGCUUUGAGGAGGGGGGCUGGGGCCAGCUUCUUUUGUGAAGCCCCAGAGGAACAGGGUUGCCCCACCCAUACCCCUGCAAGCCCCCUUUUCCUCCAGGGCUUCUCAGCCCUCCUCGAGCUGGAUGCCAAACCUCCCGCCUCCUGGAGGCGGGGCCAGCCUUCUGAGCAGGAUAAAACUCCACGCGGAGGGGAGCGGUGUGGGCACAGCCUUGGCAUGGCCAUCGGGCUCCUAACUGUGCCGGCCCCAUGGCCAGUCCAGUGGAUGCAUCCCCUGCAGGCCAUGCCAGUGGGUUGGGUCCCCACCGGAGAAAGAGGACUACCUUCAGCAGAGGGCAGCUGCUGGAGUUGGAGCGGGUGUUUGCAGCACGGCCUUACCCCGACAUCGGCACCCGUGAGCACCUGGCCCGGGUCACCUGCCUUCCUGAGGCCAAGAUACAGGUGUGGUUCCAGAACCGCAGAGCCAAGAGAAUCAAGAAUAGGAAGCCAGGAGGCCUAAGUCCCAGGCCUGAGCCUCCCCAGAGAUCCCUUUCUCUUCCGGACACCAUCCAGCAGUCCUGGGAGCCCUGCACCCUUGGCCAGCCUCCACCCUCCAACAGCACAGCUCAGUGUGCCUCUGUGUGUCGACAUGCCUCCUGUCCAGAUCCUGGCUUGGGUUCAGGGCAGGGCUGGGUAGGGGCCAAAGCUACGGCCCCAUGGGGACCGGCUGGGGCUUCAGGGGUGUACGUCUCUUCAGAGCGAGCUGCUCCCCAGACCUCACUGGGCAGCCUGUCUGACCUCAUCUAUGCCUCGGCAAUUGUCACCAGCCUGGACCACUCCUAAUCUAGGUCUAGAACUUGCAAGUCCCUUCCUCUGGCUCCUGUAGCCCAUCCUGCCCCUUAAGACUGAACACACCAGAAGUGGAUCCCCUGCCCUCUCCUUUUACACGAGGGAGUUCUCUUAUGGGAAGAAAGUUUAGCUCAGGGAUCCCUCUCUUCCGCUGUCCUCCAGGCCAGCCUAGAUGCGGGUGACAAGGGCCUGGCUUCUGCUACCCAGCACCCUGCCCCUCCAGGGACACCUGCCCAUCAUCUUGGCAGGAGGUACCUACAGAGGGAUGAGGUGGGAGCCCAUGUUUCCCACUUCUCCUGCCAGGCCUGGUCCCCAAUUCUUCUCAUGCCAGCUGACAACACGUCCUCCCUCUAAAGGAGAAUGGGCAGCUGCCCCUCACCCAAGGGCCCUUUGGGCCAUUACCUAACUGACUGUCAAGUGAGCUAGGAGAGUGUCGAUCCUAAUUUUAGACUGCAGGGAUCAAUCCUUUUACAGUUCAGGGCCCCCUCUCCUGUCCUCCUGCCACCUGGAUGAAUUAAUCACAACCAUGGAUCUGAAGAGGGAGUGAUAUUAAAGUAAUAAAGUAGAAAUAGGAAUGCAGGGCUUACGUUUAUUUAAUUUUCACAAAUAUCAGAUUGGCUGCCCUCUGACCUAGGGCUGCGGAGACAACCUGACAGAUUUCGGGAUGGGGUGGGUGUGGUGCAUGUGGCAGCAUUGGGUUUUGAUAUCACUGUCGUCUGUAAUACCAACUAAUCUCCAAAUAAAACCCAAACUCUGUACCUUAAUCUGGAUUGUUGUGUGCUGCAAAUGAAUUGGG
Delphinapterus leucas (beluga whale) is the source of this 2589-nucleotide messenger RNA. It is a transcript of the gene SEBOX, whose product is annotated as SEBOX homeobox. The record is from RefSeq and is a predicted model, not a curated record. Gene Ontology annotation, molecular function: DNA binding. NCBI's taxonomy places the organism in Eukaryota, Metazoa, Chordata, Mammalia, Artiodactyla, Monodontidae.